This is a messenger RNA of Sphaeroforma arctica JP610, 4035 nucleotides long. RefSeq lists its product as hypothetical. The transcript has 22 exons. Gene Ontology annotation, cellular component: CST complex. Gene Ontology annotation, molecular function: telomeric repeat DNA binding; single-stranded DNA binding. Bases 280 to 4035 code for a protein of 1251 amino acids. The record is from RefSeq and is a predicted model, not a curated record. NCBI's taxonomy places the organism in Eukaryota, Ichthyosporea, Ichthyophonida. Gene Ontology annotation, biological process: telomere maintenance via telomere lengthening; positive regulation of DNA replication.
AUUACCACCUUUUGAAAUUCUACUACACUCUAGCACAGAGAGUGUGGGGACUAGUAUCUCUUUACAGUUUGGGUUUGGCCCUCUCUACAUCUAGUGGACAGUAGAGAGAAGAAAGAAAUCCUCGGACGCAAGUCCGUAGAAGCUUGGUUGAGAUUACAUUAUGAGUGUAACCUCACAAUACAGCGCCCAGUCGCCAUCCAGUACACAAUAGCAAGGUUUCGGUUCAGGAAAAUUGCAUCCCGAUAGAGAUGCCGGCCACGAAUUGCACGAAUCAACAACAUGGCAGUGCUUUGUACCAACAAACGGCGUCUUCGAGACCACAUAAGGGAAUGUCUGACAUUACAUGCUUUCGAGGGCCCGUUAACGGACAAUCAGCUCCGGCGUCAUGUUGAUACCAUAACAGACACCCUUUCAGAAAGAGGCUUCGAAAACUGUCAACUGGGAAACCUCGCAUCACCACAGCGCCAAUCAGACUACUCCGCUGAACACACCUUCUUGGUUGGAGUCAUCACGUAUCAGCCUGUGACAGCUAAGCUGGACAACCUAGUUGGCGAUUUAUUCCUUGAAGACUGUACUGGUGCUCUUCCCCUUGAACUGGCCAUCUACGACCCUUUCAAUAUACUUCACCAGCAGAAGGUUUCCGGCCUCUCGCAUGUUGUAGUAGUGAAGCAAGCGUGUGGUCGCGAAGCCCUCCAGGCAAGAUGUCCGAAGAGUAUAGUACUGUUUGAGGGCGGCGACCAAGUACACUGGCGAUCUUUCCUGCACAUUGGUAAGGUGUGUCUGGUGACAUGCUUGCAGAGAAAGCGGCUGUAUGAACUUCCUAUCCUUGAAGCACAGUCGGCCAAAGAGCUAUUUCUGCAGCGGACAGGGACUGUGGUGCUAAGCGGAUUACUGUAUCCCGCAUUGGAAACCUACGAACCUUAUUCGAGUGGCCGACAUGGACCACAUGACUGCUCACCGGACGAAUGCCUCAACCAUGGAGAGGUUCCCACCGUAUCAUAUCUAGGCCAAAUCUCUCACAGCGAGAGUAUGUCGCAUCGGAUAUACUCUCUCGACCACGGCAAACUUUACCUGUUCUUGACCCAUCAAGAAGCCACCAAAUAUGGCCGCGGCUUCCGCGUAGGCGCAAGCGUGAAGGUACACAAUGCACAUCCCAUUUUUGACGCCACAUCGCGGGAUACGCGGACUCUGGUGGGAUUGGCGUGUUGCUCGUACAGCUCUGUGGUAGUGUGUACAUAUUCCGAUAUCCCAGAUGCGCCGUUUGUGCCGACUCUACCGCAGCGCGACUCUUUCUCAGCAUUUCCGAUGAUUUCGUCGGUGAGGGAUUACCUUUGGGCAUUUCGGGCAUCCUUAGUGCUUUCGUUAAAAUUCCAGGGCAUUUUCAGGGUUAAAGGAUGCUCAUUUGAAGGUCUUCGUAUUCCCAACACAAACGAUGAACCGUAUCUCUCGGCAGAUAUCAUUGCGUCCAAUGAUAUACGGAGAGUGAUCGACUGGUUCAUGCGCCUGCCUCCAAGUACCCGAGCUCGUCUUCUAGGCCUUGUAAACAAGCUACUGAAGGCUACGAAAGCUACAACCAAUACUGAAGAGGUAGAUGCAAAUAAAUUUGCCGCGUAUCCAAAUGGGGUUGAUUCCGAAGAGGAAGACAUUGGGGGAGUUGCAGAAAGUACUAGCAGUGCUCAAAAGGUCUACCAAGAAUUUAUCAACCAUAAUACUCGUGGGGCGUGCACACUCAUGCGACUGCCUUCUACGCCGAUGCCAAGUAUCCGCUUCAUUAGAGAAGUCUGCAGUGUGCGUGUCUUGCAAACGAAUGCGAUGGUGGAUGUAUCAGAUCCUAACGGGGACAGUGGCCGAUACCGGAUAUACAGGUCGGAGCAGAUAUUCAACACGCUGGAAGCUUCCUCUGUGGCCAGCGGUUUCGUAGGGAAAGAUAAUAGUGUGCUAGUCUACUAUCUACGAUACUCAUCCAGUUUGCGAUGUCUGAAGAUGAGCGAUUGUGAUAAGGAUGCGAUCGACGUCAUUGUGCCUGGGUUAGAGCCCGAAUCACUUCGGUGUCUUUUCGCGCUCAGAAAGUUUUACCUGGUCAUUGAAGACCUGCCUGAGGAUAGUCGUGGUGUGGCGGACGUAUUAAAAUACAUCUACGCGGCAAAGGAGGAUGUCCUGCAGUUGACUAAAUCCGGAAAACGUAAAGUCCCGAGUGCAACGGCGGACAGAGAACGACCCAUCACUGGUAAACAAAGAGUUGUGAGCAAUGGUCGUAUACCAAUCGAUGCCGAGAUCAUGAUCCUGAAUAAGCAUGAAACAAGUAAGGUGCUGGGCUCUUGCGAGUCGUACGCUACCGCCGUGGUUCUACACUCCAACAUAACCGCAACUUCACAAACCGCGCACCGCAACCAAGGGCGUGGUCGAGGCCGUGGAAGGCCCGCAGGCCUGAACCCCCCCGUGACAGUACAGCUUACCUUACUAGGCAAGGGUGAGGAAAACUUUCCCUUUUUGGUUCCAAGGAAGCACUAUCGUCUAACCAAUGCGCGGACGAAUGCGAUUUUGCCGAGCGGAGAUUCGUGGGUUAUUGAUGAUUUCACGGUGGUUGAGUCGAUGCAUAGAGAGUGCGUAUCUCACACUGCGACUGACCGGGAUAGUGGGAUGGUGCGGUUGAGCGAUACUGUACUCUCCCAUCUUGAUGAAUUGUAUGAUGUCCGGCACCUACUGAAUGCGUCCACGCGAUUGGCUGACUUCGUAUCCGUGCGCGGGAUAGUAAAAGAACGCAUCUUCGUCGCCGCGGAAGAUCCGAAUGACACAUCCGAGACUGUCAAAGUAAGGCUGGCGGACAUAGCCAGCCCUCUAGAGGUGAUGGAUGUCUACGUUUCCCUGCAAACCGGGCGCAAAAAAAUAUUGAUGGGCCUGAUACCAGGGUCGACUGUGUGCUUCGAGCGUGUCCAUGCCCGUGUUUCGCGGAAGGGCAAUCUGUACGCCCACUUCAAAGCCCUGAGCAACAUCACUGUCCAGGCGUUGCCGGUAGCUGAUACACACUCACCGAAUGGGGAUGCACAAGGGGCCAUUGCGGAUCAAGUCACUCAGAAGGGUGUCAUACACUACGGUGUUGACCCUCGCACUGGAAAAAAUAGUAUCUUACCGCAAAUACAGCCUGCUGUGAACUACGGCGACUAUGACAAAUGGCUAUUGAAGGACUUCCUUCUGUCUUCUGGUCCUACCGGGACAUCGAACGAGCCCUCUGACAGUUACCAGCACGCAAGUAGGGUAAAAAAAGCCGUAAAUGUGCAGAAUCGUCCGCAUCUUGUUUGGUGUUUCAUCAACACAAUACAGCACAUCAAGCUCACGCAUGGUUGCGUAACGUGUGGGCAAACCAUGCGGAUUACAUGCCUGGUGUGCCAAGAGAAUCAUCCCGGUCGGGAAGGUGACAAAGGACUUUUGCGUUGUAGUGCGCGAGUUUUUGUCGAAGAUGGAACUUCGGAGGCUGUGGUGUUGUUUGACGAUCCAUAUGAUAUUUUCAACCAUGUGCUCCGACUGAGUACUGCACAGCAAAGUGAAAUUAUGAACUUGACGAGGAAGCGUGGAUCAUUGGAGCUGUUCGCCAAAGAUCUCAACAGCGUGCCGAACGAAACAAACAAGGGUAAUAGGGAUUCACACUUCUGGAAUGGCAGGGAACAUGCGAAGGAGGCAAGAAGUAUCUUAGGAGAUCUCAAACGAGUCCACAGACAUAUAACCUUACUAUGUGUGCUAGUGUCCUCCCACCGUGACAGCUCUGAGAAAGAUCAGCUCACAACGAAUUAUGUCCCGUAUGACGUUCUUCUAUGCGAUGAGGCUGAAAAUAGCAUAGGAAAGGAUUCGGAGUCGAAAACCGAACCGCAAAUGAAUUAUGAUUUGAAGAAAAUUUACAUUGCGAAGGAUGUCUAUAUCGACACGCGCAAAGGCGCACAGCUAGUUCUAAGGCCGUUGGGUGUGCAUCAGACGAGUGCAACAAACGAAUUGAGAAGUAUCAUGAACGACCUGGUUAACUCGGGUUCAAACCCUUGCUAG